Messenger RNA from Pseudocercospora fijiensis CIRAD86, 567 nucleotides. RefSeq lists its product as uncharacterized. The record is from RefSeq and is a predicted model, not a curated record. Bases 1 to 567 code for a protein of 188 amino acids. Lineage: Eukaryota; Fungi; Ascomycota; Dothideomycetes; Mycosphaerellales; Mycosphaerellaceae. The transcript has a single exon.
AUGCACAUUCAUCUACACGAGGGCCAUACGCACCUGAGCCAAUCAGCUCGCGUCCAGGAAGUCGGGAUUGAAGAAGUCACUCGUAACGAAGAUCUGCGCGACCAAGAAGGCUGCCGGCUCCUGACCCUACCAGGCGAGAUCCGUAAUCGCAUUUACGAAUAUGUCCUGGGCGACUACACCAGCAUCGCACUCGACCACAUCAGCCUAGCUCGAGAGCAAACUGCAAAGCACAUCCAAUUCCCAUCCAUCCUCGAAACCUGUCAACAAAUCCGAAAAGAAGCGAUCAGUAUCUGGCUCUCAUCCACGACCUUCCACUUCAACUUCCACGGAGAGCUUUACGACUUCUUACGCAUCUUGGGCGCUCGACAAGCUGGCAUGGUCAAAGACGCCAGAGAAUCGUACAUCUGGCAGAACCAGAGUCAGGCGGAGUGCAGUUUGAGACAGUUUCGGAAGGGUCUGGAUGUGCUCGGGAUUGAAAUGGAGGAGAGCGCCGUUGCUGUGCAGUCCUUGGGUGAGAAAGGGAGGAUGGAGUUUGUGAGGAAGGUUGAGGAGGUUGAUGUGAGUUGA